Pleurotus ostreatus (oyster mushroom) is the source of this 3123-nucleotide messenger RNA. RefSeq lists its product as uncharacterized. The transcript is spliced from 8 exons. The record is from RefSeq and is a predicted model, not a curated record. The coding region runs from base 1 to 3123 and encodes 1040 amino acids. Lineage: Eukaryota; Fungi; Basidiomycota; Agaricomycetes; Agaricales; Pleurotaceae.
AUGCGCCGUCCUAAACGACUAGCAGUUGAUAUUGACUACCUUGAAGACUUGCAGCCCGAUGCCCAUCCACAACCUGCACCCAUUCACCGUCAUACUGACUACGCUACCCACUCCAGGGGAAUCAGCUCUCGACAAUCAUUCCUUACAAUUGACGAGCCGCCAGCGACUCAGACGACGGAGCCCACCUCACUGCCAAAUCCGCCACCUGACCAACAUCUUGUAUCCCAGGAUGACCACAGCCAGUUCGAACCUAUCGACUACAAUGACGACAUGCACCUGGCCGACCCUAUGCUUAAAGCGCGGAUGCGCAAGCGCACCGCACAGGAUAAUCCCAUGCUGGUUUGGAUGGACGAGCGGGAUGAAUUCGUCCAAGAGUUCCUUAGGCUAGAGGCUCCCGAAUUUGAGUGGGCCGAAUGUGCUUCGCCUGAUUGCCCCAACCCGCCACUAUACCGGUGCCCCCAAUGUUCAGACGUUCGCUUGUUCUGUCAUUCGUGUAUUGUACGGAUGCAUCUUCCCAGCCCUUUUCACACAGUUGAGAUAUGGAACUCCCGCUUUUUCGAACGCCGUACUCUGCGAUCUCUGGGCCUUUGUAUUCAACUUGGACAUGCCAUAGGACAACAAUGUCCCAACCCAACACCCCUUGGAAAGGAAGGGUUCACCGUUAUCUCUUCGCAUGGCAUUGUCGUUGUCAACAUGGUCUUCUGCAACUGUAGCAAUAAUCUCUCAAAGCCCGUUCAGCUUCUCCGUGCACGUUUAUUUCCAGCUACCACCAUCAGUCCUCACACUGCAGCGACAUUUGAAGUGCUGCGGCUAUUCCAACUACUUACCUUUGGCUCGAAAGUAUCCGGGUUUGAAUUCUACCAAUGCCUUGUGCGACUCACGGAUAACCUUGGCAAUGUGGUUGCGGACCGCUAUAAUAUAUUUAUGCGCAUCGUUCGCCAAUGGCGUCAUAUCCGAACAAUGAAACGCUUUGGCCGCGGCCAUGAUCCGAGUGGCAUCGAAGGCACGAGCGAAGGCGAAUGUGCGGUCCUAUGCCCAGCCUGCCCUCAUCCUGGAAAAAACCUCCCGAGCGACUACAGCAGUGUUCCUGCACAAAAAAGGUGGAUCUACUCACUAUUUUUGGCUAUCGACGCCAACUUUAGGCUCAAACGCUUGUCAGCUUCCAGCGAUAUCCGGGAUCCUGGCCUUAGCCGCGGCUUUGCUUACUUCGUCGAGGAAAAGAAGUACAAGGAAUUCCUUUCAGCGUACACGGACCUGGUUGUCCCGGAGGCCAGUACAUGUAGUGACUACGAUGCUGUCAAGUUGGCGAGCAUCCGAGGUGGGAAAGGUGUCUCGGCAAGUGGCGUGGGGACAAUAGAGUGUGCCCGCCAUGACAUGAAACGUCCACUAUCUGUAGGCGACUUGCAACUGGGAGAAAAAUAUGUCAAUAUGGAUUACCUGUACUUCUCAAGUAUCCGAAAUCACUCGCCAUCAUCCUGUUUUGUCUCUUAUGACAUCGCUUGUCAAUGGACACGCAAGUUAGGUAACCGUGUGGCAGUCUACCCAGACAACGUCGUUGGUCCAUGCUUCGCCGAACUCAGCAUCAGCUACCUCGUGCCUAAAUUUCAUAUCUACGCCCACCGUAGUGAAUGUCAAUACAAGUACUCAUUUAACUUCACACCUAAUGUCGGUCGAACGGAUGGAGAAUUGCCUGAGCGUGGCUGGGCCGCAAUGAAUCCUGUAUCUAGUAGCACAAAGGAAAUGGGCCCAGGGUCACGGCGUGAUACUCUCGACGACCAUUUCGGCGAUUACAAUUGGCGGAAAGUUAUUUCCCUAAGUACAUCACUUCUUCGCAGGCUCCAAGAAGCUGUCCAAAUGCGUGCCGAACACGUUAGCGCUUUCAAGGCGUUCAGUGAUUCCCUACCUACCAACGCCACACUCGCAUUCUCCCGCAUGGUAUGGGACUUCGAAUCCAGGCGAUCGACAGUCAAUCCAUAUGAGCCAAAAUUAGCUAUUGAAUCACAGGCAAAAGUUCGCUUGAAGCUCGCAGAGGAAGAUGCUGCUGCCAUUGCUCAAGAUGACAAUAUGACAAUCCACGAGACUGUCUCCCCGAGCGUGUUGAUAUCGCAAGGGCUCGAGCUACAGGAUCAGCAAGUCCGCCUAUCGAUAGACGCCAAGUCUCUGGGGCCACAUUCCACUGAACUUCAGAAGUCUCAGCUUGUUGAACGCCGAACUCGUCUCCAGCGGCGCAUAGUAGCAUGGUGUCGAAUACAGGAACUCUACAUGCCUUGUGUUGUCCCUCUACGUAACAGAGCCGAAGAAGCCGCGGGAGGAAGCUCAAACGCUGAACAUAUCAAGCUUUUCCUUCCUUCGGACGUGAUCAGAUCAGCACGCUUCGACUACCAGCUAGCGAGGUAUGAAUGGCGUCUCCGCCAUGGUCAAGCAUUUGACGAUCUGGCUGAGCUUCGCCGCCACCUCCUUGUCCUGAGUACCAUGUACCAGUCCAAGGACAGCUAUGUUCGCGGUCAAAAGAACAAUACACGAAGUGUCACCCUAAUUAAGAAUGUUCAAGGCCGCAUCAAUUACGUUGCUCAAAAAUACCGAACCUGUCGGUCGGCGCUUACCCUACUCAGCGGUCCUUUGGAAGAGAACGGAUGGGAGCGCUCGUUGCAGCCACUAUUGGAUACAGACAUCCGUAGUCUCAGAGAAGGAGAGGACGCUUCCAGCUCCGAAGGGCGGCGGCAGUUGUCAUGGAUAUGGUCGACUCAACGAACAAGUGACGCGGAAAUCACUGAGGGCAUGAACGAGGCCCCACACAAGCUGACAGACUCAGCCCUACGAAUCGAGUGGUGCAAAGCAAGAGCCCGGGCACAGCGAUGGCAGGAGGAAUGUAUCCUCUUGCAAGAAGAGAUGCGGCGAGUGAUUGCGUUUCACGAAUAUUACGGUGACCUUUGGAAGACUCGUGCCGAGAUGGUCACAGCCAAAGGCACUCAAGCAUACGCAUGGCGGCAGCGGCAGACCAGACUUACUUUGAUAGCACACUGCAAGCGCACUUGGACCGGAGUCGAGGCCUUCGUACGGGCAGGGGAGGGUGAAGUGUCGGCUGGGGAAUCUUUGGUAGAGACUCAUACACGUGCCACUUAA